Molecule: messenger RNA, 2124 nt
Organism: Melampsora larici-populina 98AG31
Lineage: Eukaryota; Fungi; Basidiomycota; Pucciniomycetes; Pucciniales; Melampsoraceae
Product: cytochrome P450 monooxygenase
Exons: 11
Coding region: 46-1662 (538 amino acids)
Molecular function (GO): iron ion binding; heme binding; oxidoreductase activity, acting on paired donors, with incorporation or reduction of molecular oxygen
Source: RefSeq, a predicted model, not a curated record
CUUCAUCUUGAUUACCCCGACAAAACACUUUCAUCAUCACACACUAUGAGCAACCUGGAGAUUCAAUUGGAUCAUCUCGCGAAUCGAUUCGGACCAUUCAAUGGAGCUUGCUUAUUUGCCGCUUUGCUCAUUCCUGGUAUUGUCUACCUGCUCUUCAUUAGACCUCUCCUCUCGCCUCUUUCUCGACUGCCGGGGCCUAAGAACGAUAGUAUUCUAUUUGGAAACCUAGGUGUGACAUUUGGUCCUGAAGGUGGUGUACGCCAAUGGCAUAAAGAUUUCGGUAACACAUUGCGCAUGCGAGGGUUUUUUGGUCAAGUUCACUUGAGCACUAUUGAUCCAAAGGCUCUUAAUCACAUCUUGGUCUCACGCGCAUACGCUUACCCUAAAUCGGAGCAAACCCGUCGCAGCCUUGGUAGUCUAGUCGGUCAUGGCUUGUUAUUUGCGGAAGGUGAAACGCAUACACGUCAGAAGCGUAUCCUAGGACCUGUGUUUUCCCCCGUCCAAAUCAAAGAGCUGGCGCCUGUGGUAUACGAGUAUGCCUAUUUGCUGAGAGACAAAUGGACCGAUUUGAUACGUAGCUCCCAGAAGCCCUACGUCGUCAUCAACGUCCUUCCCUGGUUGAGUCGUACCACUUUGGACAUUAUUGGUUCAGCUGGUUUUGGAUAUCAGUUCAAGGCUUUGGAGAACGACGAGAACAGUAGUUCAAUGGGCAAAGCUUUCCACAAACUAACAUUAUUGAGUUCCGAAGGGCGUACUCCUCUUAAGCUUUGGAUUGCCAAUAUGAUUCGGGCCAUUCCGCCUUCAUUACGACUGUAUGAACCGACCCCAAUGAAAAUGGCUGGUACAUGUUUAAAAAACAUGGAGCAUGAAAGCAGGACUCUUUUCUCUCAUAAGAAAAAGGAAGUUGAGGCCGGAGGUAUCGUUGGUGGGAAGGAUCUCAUCAGUGUCCUUGUUCGUGCAAAUACAAUGUCUGAGGGGAAAGAACGUCUAACCGAUGACGAAGUAAUCGCACAGGUUUCCACCGCUAAUUCUCUCACCUGGAUGCUAUGGAUCCUAGCCAAGCAUCCUAACGUCCAGGACAAGCUAAGGAAGGAACUUCAAGAGUCAAGUGUCGCAUCAAGUGAAAGCGAGGAAGAAAUUCCAAUAGAACAACUCAAUUCCUUGACAUACCUGGACGCGGUCUGCCGAGAGACGCUUCGUUUUCUUCCACCUGUCAGCCAAACGGCCAGGGAAGCGUCGAUGGCCGAUACGAUUCCAGUGAGCGGGGAUGGAGAACCGAUUCAUAUUGAAGCUGGACAAUGGAUUUUGAUUCCUAUCAUCGCAUUCAAUUUAUCUAAAGCUGCUUUUGGAGCGGAUGCUGAAGUCUUUCGUCCAGAUAGAUGGAUUGAAAAGGGUCCAGUGAGCGCUUUACCUGGCAUUUGGUCAGGCUUGUUAACCUUUUUAGGUGGACCUAGAGCUUGUAUUGGGUAUCGGUUUGCUCUUAUGGAAUUGAAAGUCUUGGUUGCUGUCAUCAUAAGUCAUUUUCGGUUUGACGAACGUGAUGGGUUGGGUUGUGGGCCAGAAAUCGAACGUCACGUCAGCAUUGUGAUGCGACCAAAUGUCCAAGGCAAGAAUUCGGGCAUCUCAAUGCCUUUACGUGUUAGUUUAGUUGAAUCACCCUGAUUAUCUGUCAUGUUACAUCGUGAACUAAGUAUUUUGAGAAGAGUUGGUGCAUCCCUGAUCCAAAUGUACUAUGUGAAAGGGUUGGAGUCAUAAAACAUGAUGGCUUGAACUCAAAGUACUAUUUUUUAUCUAUCUGAGUUUCUAUUUUAUGUUGUUAUAACUUAUCCUUUUCCUCGAAAUCCCAAGAGCAAGAUUAUUCUUAUUCUCUCUAUGCAUACUAGACUUUGAACUUAUCUUCUGAUCAUGUUAGAUUUUUCCUUCCAAUAUAAAUGUUUUCAUUCACACCUGCAACUGACUGAAUGAGGAUGUAUCCACAAAUUUUUGAACCUCAUGAGUUUUACAAUUAUGUUUCUGGUAAAUAUUUUAUGUAUUACCACAAAGUGUCAGACUUCUUCUCUUGGCUGAUUAGCAUAUCACAAUAGGACAGUAUUUGAUACAAUGCAAUUCUUGUUCACUCUAUCU